GCUCUUUUCUGGUGAAAAAAAAAAAAAAAAAACUAGAAAUGGAAUUUUCCAUAACCAAAAGGAAAGAAAAGAGCCUCUAUGGCUCUCCAAGAAAGAGAUCGUCAAAUUAAUACAAAUAUGGCGUUGCAGAAUCUCCUCUUCAUUACUCUUUCUUGAUAGGAAAAUCAUUCACUCUCUUUUAUAUCACACCCUCCCUCUCUUUCCCUCUUCCCUGUCUCUUUGUCUAUACGAGACAGUCAUGAAUACUUUUUUCCCAGAAAAGAUGAACAUCUAUGGUAAAAGGGAGAGAGGUCUGAACAUGAACAGACUCAUGCCUUUCCUGCUUACUUCUUUAGCCAUAGCCUCCAUUUUCAGCUUCUUCCUUGCUUAUUCCCCAAGCUCUUUUCCGAUCACAUCAAAACAAGCCCUUACUUCUGUUGAGAACCAGCCAGAUGAUGAUAGUCCUAGCCAUGCAGUACCAGUCAAGAUGAUCCCACCUCCAAAAAAGGAAGAGGAGUGUGACUUGUUUAAGGGUCAGUGGGUUCCGGAUUUGAGAGGGCCAUUGUAUACGAAUUCGAGCUGUAAGAGUAUUCCGGAAUCGAAGAAUUGUUUCAAGAAUGGGAGGAUGGAUAGGGAUUUUCUGAAUUGGAAAUGGAAGCCGGAGAAAUGUGAGCUGCCGGAGUUUGAUCCCAAGGCGUUCUUGCAAAUUGUUCGAGGGAAGAAGAUGGCAUUUGUUGGUGACUCUGUUGCUCGCAAUCACGUUGAGUCUCUUCUAUGCCUCUUGUCACAGGAGGAACUUCCCAAAGACAUCUACAAGGAUUCUGAAGACCGUUUCAGGACAUGGUACUUUCCUCAACAUGACUUCACCCUAAUGAAAUUGUGGUCCAAAUAUCUUAUAGCCGCAGACGAGAGGAUGGUUAAUGGCACUGGUUCAGGCGUUUUUGAUCUGCACAUAGACAGAAUCGAUGAUGAAUGGGCAAAGCACCUUCCGGGUUUAGACUACGCCAUCAUCUCGGACGGGCAUUGGUUUUUUCGGGUAUUAUACCUAUACAAAGGCAAAAAACUCAUAGGAUGUGUCUAUUGCAAUCAACCCAAUAUUACCGGCUUGAACACUAGCAAUGCAGUUCGCAUGGCGUUUCGAUCUGCAUUUAAAUACAUUAGCAAUUGCAAGAAUUGCAAGGGCGGGCUUCUGACCUUGUUGAGGACAUUUGCACCGGCACAUUUUGAGAACGGGGCUUGGAACACUGGAGGGUACUGCAAUAGGACGAGUCCCUUACGUGAGGCACAAGUUGAUUUUACGAAGUUUGAUUGGGAAAUGAGGAAGAUUCAGAUUGAGGAGAUUGAAAGAGCAAGAAAAGAAGAGAAGAAGAUUAAAGUUUUGGAUAUAACUAGGGCAAUGUUGAUGAGACCAGAUGGGCACCCUGGACUUCACUGGGGAAAUCAAUGGAUGAAGGGUUAUAGUGACUGUGUUCAUUGGUGCAUGCCAGGCCCGGUUGAUUACUGGAACAAUUUUUUGAUGGCACUUAUCAGAAAUUAAAGGAGCUAGGAAGGCUAAUUAGUU
Rosa rugosa (rugosa rose) is the source of this 1540-nucleotide messenger RNA. Its product is annotated as xyloglucan O-acetyltransferase 4. Gene Ontology annotation, molecular function: O-acetyltransferase activity. The record is from RefSeq and is a predicted model, not a curated record. The transcript is spliced from 3 exons. NCBI's taxonomy places the organism in Eukaryota, Viridiplantae, Streptophyta, Magnoliopsida, Rosales, Rosaceae. The coding region runs from base 239 to 1516 and encodes 425 amino acids. Gene Ontology annotation, cellular component: Golgi apparatus.